AUGCCCAAGGUAGCGAAAGGAAGGAGACAGCGAGCAUACCGGCCAAAGACCAAGACCGGUUGCUUAACUUGUAGGAUACGAAGAAUAAAGUGUGACGAGGCAAAGCCCGCAUGUCUUAAAUGUACAUCAACUCGUCGGAUAUGUCCAGGCUAUCAUGUCCCAACCCUGGACCCGUCACCUUCGGAUAACAUGAGUCUUAUCAAAACAAACUCUUCAUUUGAAAUCCUCAGUUCCCCGCAAUCAAAGCGAUCAUUUGCAUUCUUCGUGCAACGGACUUGCUCUCAAUUAGCCGGAUUUUUCGGUUCCGAUUUCUGGGAGAGACUCGUGCUUCAAACUGCUCAUCACGAGUCCGCUGUACGCCAUGCCGUGGUAGCCCUAGGCGCUAUCCAUGAAUCGUCAGAGCAGAAGACGCGAAUUUCUGAUAUCGAUAAGGCUUUUGCUUUGGAGCAAUAUAACUUUGCGAUUAGAGAUCUCUUAGCUCCUCUGUCUCGGAAUGAGAAGCGAGGUGUUGAUGUUUGCCUUAUUGCUUGCAUUAUUUUUGCUAACUUUGAGAGUAUAGCAGGGCAGCGUGCGUCGGCAGGAGCACAUAUAAAAAGUGGCGCGAAGCUGCUGCGUGAAACCGAAUGGGACCAACAGAAUGGAAUGGUUUAUCAUCAAACACUGGGUUCGAAAAGUCCUGUCGAUUUGUAUGCUUCUCCAGGUGCUCUAGCUAGAAUAUAUUCAGGAUUAGACAGAGAAUGUACGACAAUAAAAGGUUUUUUAGCCGAGCGUUACGAACCUUUAUUCUAUGGAGACUCACUCUCUGGAAUAAUAAACGACAAUGUUCCUAUAUACUUUCGCAAUGUCGAAGAAGCCAAAAACUGUUUUGAAUACGGUUGUUACCUAUUCCAACGCAGUGUCGCGCGUGCUUCCGAGCCUCCAGCCGAUGCUGUAAAUUUCCCCAUCGAUUUCGAAACCCGUAUUCGUCAGAUCAUUGAUAAUUUUGAAGCUCUACAUUCAAAAUACUCCCAUGACCUCCAAGCAUUUAUAGCAGCGAGAGGCUCGUCUUUCACCCCAAAAGAAGAUAUCGCCGUUGCAGUACUACAACUUCACUCGUUGGACAAUCACAUAUCAUGCUAUAUCCAGUAUUUGCCUCUAACACAUCGCUUACACUGGAGUGAAUUCAUGCCUCAAAUUCAGAGAAUGAUAAUGCUGGGCCAGAAAAUCGUCGCUUAUAUCUUAUCCGACAGUAGCUGUGGAGAAUCAACCAUUUCUUUUAAUUUGGACAUGGGCGUUAUCAUCCCUCUUUAUAAUCUAGUUCGCCAUUGCAAGGAUCCUAUAAUUCGUCGACAGGUUAUUCGUCUUCUCCGCUCCUUUGAACGUCAGGAGGGACUUUGGAAUAGCGUACUAGUCGCGAAUGCUUUGGAUAGAAUUGUGGAAAUUGAAGAAAGUGUAUGGAGCGAAGUGGACGCUUACUCUGACCAGAGACCGUUGAGUGUUGAUCCAAUCCUUGAGUUGGAUUCUAGAGGAGGUCGGUUGGUAUAUACCCGACAAGGACAAGAUAUCAAUUCUCCAAUCAAGGUAGUCGAGGAGAUGUUCACUUGGUGA
Molecule: messenger RNA, 1587 nt
Organism: Botrytis fragariae
Lineage: Eukaryota; Fungi; Ascomycota; Leotiomycetes; Helotiales; Sclerotiniaceae
Product: putative transcription factor cys6 protein
Exons: 4
Coding region: 1-1587 (528 amino acids)
Biological process (GO): regulation of DNA-templated transcription
Molecular function (GO): DNA-binding transcription factor activity, RNA polymerase II-specific; zinc ion binding
Source: RefSeq, a predicted model, not a curated record